This is a messenger RNA of Ylistrum balloti, 1667 nucleotides long. RefSeq names its product DENN domain-containing protein 11-like. NCBI's taxonomy places the organism in Eukaryota, Metazoa, Mollusca, Bivalvia, Pectinida, Pectinidae. The record is from RefSeq and is a predicted model, not a curated record. The transcript is spliced from 9 exons. The coding region runs from base 6 to 1301 and encodes 431 amino acids. Gene Ontology annotation, cellular component: cytoplasm.
UUAUCAUGGCGGCGGACGAGAGAGCUCCGCUGCUGAAGUUCUCGGAAGAGGACGAUUAUGAUGGACCUCGGAAUAGAAAAACUAACUACCGCCUUCCUUCACAGUUUCCCGGACUUGGUGACCCUGCGGACGACUUCAUAUUGCCUCUGCCACUGAGCGAAACGGAUCACAUCGUUUGUGUUUUUGUUGUGACGUUUGAUACGCGAUCAGGAAACAUGAUUGAAUGGUGCAUGCCAGAGGAUUUUGACCUUGAUGGAGUGGAGUUCAAGGCCAUGGUCAGCGGAUCACAUACCAUGACAAAGGAUUUUGUGUAUUUCCGAAUGGAAAAUCUUUAUGGUUUGGCCUGUUUUGAAAACAUGCCAGUGGAAAGCGAGAUAGAGCGGGGAGCCAGGAUGAAAUCUGUGGGCAUUCUGUCAACAUCUUACACACUACUGUAUAGACACAUGCAAUUCUUAGAAACACAAGUUAGGCACCAACUAGAGACACCAGGUAACUACUCACAGCUGCAUGCGUUUUACCAGGAUAAAAAGGGAACCCUAACAAGUGACAGUGCGAUCAGUGGAAUGUCGUCCUCUAACUCCUCCCCCUCCACACCCAGUAGAGAUCUCCCAGAAAUGAAGAUAACGCACCCGGCUGGUUGCUUUUCACAAUUUAUAAAAUUUUUUGGUGAGAGUAUAUUUGUGCUAUGGAAGUUUGCUCUACUACAACGAAGGCUGCUGUUUUUUUCUCCUCCUCCUAUUGGAGUUGUGUGUUAUAGGGUGUAUUGUGCAUGUUGUCUAGCUAACCGUGAUAUCCCCGGCCUGGGACAUGACAUGAAGCCUCAUUUCUAUGUCAACAUUGCAGAUAUAGAAACAUUGGAAUCUGAAGUAGCAUAUAUAGCUUGUACAACAGAAAAGAUCUUUGAGAUGAAAACGUGUCUAUAUGACGUCUAUAUAGACAACCAGAUUAUAAAGACACAUUCCCCUAUCCUCAAGGACAUGCUGAAGGUCAGUGAAGCUGACCGUGACAAGUAUGCCAAGCUGAACAAUCAAAGGUCUGCCCACCAAUUCUCCUAUGAAGAGCUCGGAGAGGAAGCCUGCAAUGAAGAAGAACUCUUUACCAUGUUUUUCACAGAAUUAAACAACCGACUAUUCCAGACUCUUUUAGACGUGUCAAUGUCACAGGACCGUCAACUCACAUCAGAGCACAUGAAAAGCAUGGGCCUUGACCCAUAUGGAGAUCGCUCCUUCCUCAUGGAACUUGUUGAACACUAUGGCAUUGACGUUGUUUUAAUGGUUGACAACCCUUGUUGUCCCAAGUGAAUGUAAUGGGUGCUUCCACAAUUUUCCUUUGCGUUUUUCAUGGACAUUGAUUAGUGAAACACUGUGAAUGUGGGUGUGUGAGACAGGAUAUCCUUGGACAAGCCGAUGAAAGACUUUCUUUUCCAAUGAAUGGGUCUGUGACAAAAGGUGGUCAUGGUGUGGGAUAUUGUUGCCAUGUUGCUAUGUGGUUGCUAUGGGAACUAAAAGUUUAAGAAAAGGGAAACCAGGGUUUCUAUUAAUGUGUCUUUCUGUAAUGGAUUUUCACAAUCCAUUUCAUCUUUUAUCUACAAGAUUGUUAAUGAUACUUUUCUUUGUUAAAUCCUUUAUUUAAACUUAGAAAUGUUAAUAGAAUAUACAUGUAUUAAA